This is a messenger RNA of Rhineura floridana, 10295 nucleotides long. RefSeq names its product zinc finger protein 91-like. Gene Ontology annotation, molecular function: RNA polymerase II cis-regulatory region sequence-specific DNA binding; DNA-binding transcription factor activity, RNA polymerase II-specific. The coding region runs from base 926 to 4021 and encodes 1031 amino acids. The transcript is spliced from 4 exons. Gene Ontology annotation, biological process: regulation of transcription by RNA polymerase II. The record is from RefSeq and is a predicted model, not a curated record. Lineage: Eukaryota; Metazoa; Chordata; Lepidosauria; Squamata; Rhineuridae.
UUGCCCCUCCCUGUUCUGGCCUGGUCAGUUUCCUUCGGACGGAGAACAAAGGAGCAAAGGUGGGAAAAGAAAGGGGGGGAUAACCCCCAAGCGCCCGUUCUGAAGACCUUUAGGGCUUCUCCAUGCAACCCAAUCCAAUCCAGUCUUAGGCAAAGCAGAGCCCCAACUCCACUCUCUUGCAUGGCUUUACCGCAACCCCGGACUCUUCAGGCUGUCCCGGUGCAAACUAAGCAGCCUCGCGAGGCUGGGUGGGCAGAGCGGCUCCAUUUUCGGCUCUGAGGGUCGACCCCGCCCCGGGCGGUGCCGAGAGAGACCUCCCUGUCUGGAAUCUUAGCGAGCCGCUGCCAGUCAGGGCAGACAACGAUGACCUAGGUGGGCCAAAGCAGGUUCCUCUGUUUCAAGGGGCUGGUGUAUUUGAGGAGGUGUCCUUGUAUUUCACCAAGGAGGAAUGGGUCCUCCUGGAUCCAGGCCAGAGAGCUCUUUACAAGGAUGCCAUGGUGGAGAUUCAUGAGAUGAUCACCUCUCUGGACAAGAGGGCUUAAGGGAGAAAUCCAAAGUCCUGGCUGGGAGCAGCAGGGGGCGCAUUGACCGCCACAUCCAAAGCCCUGUCCAGAGUGAAAGAUGCCUGGGUAUUGACAGCUGAGGGUGGACCAUCAGAAGUAUCAUCUGCCAAAGUUGAGGAGCAGGAAAAGAAACAGAAAUUGAGGAGUCAAGAUGGAGCAGAGAGACAAGAGGGAAGAAAACACCAAAGUUGGAGGUUGAAUCCAGUGUCUCAGGGGGUGAAUAAAAAAUUCACCAGAAAGCUUAUCACCUAAAGGAAAUGAGAAUGUCUCCUGAAUGCAGUAAAAUCUUCAGUCGGCAACAGGUCAAAUUGUACCGUAUGUAAGAGAGUUCACACAGGAGAGAAAGCAUAUGAAUACCUGGCAUGUUCAAAGAGUUUCAGUCAUCAUCACCACCUUAUUUUGCAUCAAAGAUGUCAUGCAAACCUUAUAAAUUCCUGGAGUAUGGAAAGAGCAUCCAUAAGGGUAGCACCCUUACUAAACAUCAAAGAACUUGCUUCAUCCAUCACCAUUUUUUCGGUCAGCAUUGCCAUCUUAUUUCUCAGCACAGCUUCAUUCGGAGUAGCUCCUUUAAAUUGCAUCAAAGAACUCCUACUGGGCUCAAACCUUAUAAAAGCUUGGAGUGUGAUGAUAGCUUCAGUCUCGCUACCUCUUUAAGAUUGCAUCAAAUAACUCAUUCAAGGGACAAACCAUAUAAAUGCCUGGAGUGUGGAAAGAGCUUCACUGAGAGUAGCAACCUUAGUAGACAUCGAAAAAGUCAUAUGGAGUUUAAACCUUAUAAAUGCUUGGAGUGUGGAGAGAGCUUCAGCCAAAGUUGCACCCUUAGUAAACGUCAAAAAACUCAUACAGUCAAGAAACUUUAUAAAUGCUUGGAAUGUGGGAAGAGCUUCAGUUGCAGUAGCUCCCUUACUUCACAUCAAAGAACGCAUACAGGAGACAAACCUUAUCAAUGCUUGGAAUGUGGGAAGAGCUUCAAUUGCAGUAGCUCCCUUACUUCGCAUCGAAGAACUCAUACGGGGGAGAAACCUUAUCAAUGCUUGGAGUGUGGAAAGACCUUCAGUCACAGUAGCUCCCUUACGUCUCAUCAAAGGACUCAUACAGGGGAGAAGCCAUAUAAAUGCUUGGAAUGUGGGAAGAGCUUCAGUCACAAUAGCUCCCUUACUUCACAUCAAAGUACUCAUACAGGGGUUAAACCUUUUAAAUGCUUGAAGUGUGGAAAGAGCUUCAGUCACAAUAGCUCCCUUACUUCACAUCAAAGUACUCAUACAGGGGACAAACCUUACAAAUGCUUGGAGUGUGGAAAGAGCUUCAGUGAGAGUAGCAACCUUACUAGACAUGGAAGAACUCAUACAGGGGUUAAACCCUAUAAAUGCUUGGAGUGUGGAAAGAGCUUCAAUGAGAGCAGCCACCUUACAAAACAUCAAAGAACUCAUACGGGGGACAAACCUUAUAAAUGUUUGGAGUGUGGAAAGAGCUUCAAUGAGAAUAGCCACCUUACGAAACAUCAAAGAACUCAUACGGGGGACAAACCUUAUAAAUGUUUGGAGUGUGGAAAGAGCUUCAGUCAGAGUUGCACCCUUACUAAACAUCAAAGAACUCAUACAGGGAUUAAACCUUAUAAAUGCUUGGAAUGUGGAAAGAGCUUCAGUGAGAGUAGCAACCUUACUAGACAUAGAAGAACUCAUACAGGGGACAAACCUUAUAAAUGCUUGGAGUGUGGAAAGAGUUUCAGUCAGCGUUGCACCCUUACUAAACAUCAAAGAACUCAUACAGGGGACAACCUUUAUAAAUGCUUGGAAUGUGGGAAGAGCUUCAGUCACAGUAGCUCCCUUACUUCACAUCAGAGAACUCAUACAGGAGACAAACCUUAUAAAUGCUUGGAGUGUGGAAAGAGUUUCAAUCAGAGUUGCACCCUUACUAAACAUCAAAGAACUCAUACAGGGGAACAACUUUAUAAAUGCUUGGAAUGUGGAAAGAGCUUCAGUCACAGUAUCUCUUUGAGAUUACAUCAAAGAAUGCAUACAGGGGACAAACCUUAUGAAUGCUUGGAGUGUGGAAAGAGCUUCAGUUGGAGUACCUCUUUGAGAUUGCAUCGAAGAACUCAUACAGGGGACAAACCUUAUAAAUGCUUGGAGUGUGGAAAGAGCUUCAGCCAGCAUUGCCACCUUACUUCUCAUAAAAGAACUCAUACAGGAGUUAAACCUUAUAAAUGCUUGGAGUGUGGAAAGAGCUUCAGUCAUAGUUGCACCCUUACUAGGCAUCAAAAAACUCAUACAGGGCUUAAACCUUAUGAAUGCUUGGAGUGUGGAAAGAGCUUCAGUCAGAGUUUCACCCUUACUAAACAUCGGAGAACUCAUAUAGGGGUCAAACCGUAUAAAUGCUUGGAGUGUGGAAAGACCUUCACGGAGAGCAGCAACCUUAGUAGACAUCGAAGAAGUCAUAUGGGGAUUAAACCUUAUAAAUGCUUGGAGUGUGGGGAGAGCUUCAGCCAAAGUAGCACCCUUAGUAAACAUCAAAAAACUCAUACGGUCAACAAAUGCUUGGAAUGUGGGAAGAGCUUCAGUCACAGUAGCUCCCUUAUUUCGCAUCAAAGAACUCAUACAGGAGACAAACCUUAUAAAUGCUUGGAAUGUGGGAAGAGCUUCAAUUGCAGUAGCUCCCUUACUUCCCAUCGAAGAACUCAUACGGGGGACAAACCUUAUCGAUGCUUGGAGUGUGGGAAGGCCUUCAGUCACAGUAGCUCCCUUACUUCUCAUCAAAGGACUCAUACAGGGGAGAAGCCAUAUAAAUGCUUGGAAUGUGGGAAGAGCUUCGGUCACAAUAGCUCCCUUACUUCACAUCAAAGUACUCAUACAGGGGUUAAACCUUUUAAAUGCUUGAAGUGUGGAAAGAGCUUCAGUGAGAAUGGCACCCUUACUAAACAUCAAAGAACACAUACAGGGGACAAACCUUAUAAAUGCUUGGAGUGUGGAAAGAGCUUCAGUGAGAGUAGCAACCUUACUAGACAUGGAAGAGCUCAUACAGGGGUUAAACCUUAUAAAUGCUUGGAGUGUGGAAAGAGCUUCAGUCAGAGUUGCACCCUUACUGAACAUCAAAGAACUCAUAUAGGGGUCAAACCAUAUAAAUGCUUAGAGUGUGGAAAGACCUUCAGUGAGAGUAGCAACCUUGCUAGACAUCGAAGAACUCAUACAGGGGUUAAACCUUAUAAAUGCUUGGAGUGUGGAAAGAGCUUCAGUCAGAGUUGCACCCUUACUAAACAUCAAAGAACUCAUACAGGGGACAAACCUUAUAAAUGCUUGGAGUGUGGAAAGACCUUCAGUGAGAGAAGCAACCUUACCAGACAUAGAAGAACCCAUACAGGGGUUAAACCUUAUAAAUGCUUGGAGUGUGGAAAGAGCUUCAGUGGGACUAGCAACCUUACUAGACAUCAAAGAAUUCAUACAGGUGACAAAAUCUGCUAAUGUUUAGAGUGUGGAAAGAAGUUCACUCAGCAUUGCCAUCUUACAUUACAUCAAAGUACUCAUACAGGGGACCAGCCUUACAAAAACUUGGAAUGUGGAAGGAGCUUUUAGCAUAGUUCUAGGCUAUAUGUGCAUCAAAGGAUGCAUACAGGGGAGAAAUCUUACAAAUGUCUGGAAUGUGGAAAAAGCUUCAUCCACAGUAGAACCCUUACUUGGCGUCACAGAACUUAUUCGUCAGAUAAGCCUUAUAAAUUUUUGGAGUGUUUAAAUAUCUUUGUUGGAGUAGUACCCUUACUUUACAUCAAAGAAUUCACAGGAGGAAACAGCUUUAAUCAGCUUGCCAUUCUUCAUUCACAUAAAAGGAUCCUUAAUAUAGAGAAAUCAUAAAAAGCUGAGAGAACGGAAAGAGCUUCUGUCAUAGACACUACGUUAGAUACUCAUGAAAAUUCAGUAUGAGACAUAUAAUAGUUACGCUCAGACUUGUUAGAAACAUUUACCAUUCACUUCUCAGUACAACUCUGCUAUGUAAUAGGUGCAUGUAGCACAUACCAGUGGAAGGAAUUGUUGGAAAUGUUUGAACUGUUAGGAAAGUUUCAGUGAAGAUUGUUAAUGAGCUCAGUUUUGGGAGCAGAGUCGUAAGCAUGGUGAAGGUGAAGUGGAAUAAAGGAGCUACGGAGUUGAAUGGAAGAAAAAGUUUCGUCAAGAAAUUCUUGCUUUAGACAGAUGUAGACCUGAAUGUCUGGCUUGCAGGCAGAAAUGUUUUGCUUUCUAGAGUGUGAGAAGCAGAGAUGCUGACCAAGCUUUAGCCAAACUAAUUUUGAAGAUUUGUUACUCCAUGUGACUAACUGUCGGGUGAACUUUGUGAGUCUCCCUGUACCCUGAUAAGGAUUAGGAUCAUGUCAGCCUCUAAAACGAUGGGAAACUGUUUCUGCAGGUGUUUGUCCCGUGACUUCUCAUUUACCAAUAAAGGACUGAAUCUUUAAUAAUAAAAACUGAGGCGUGAGAAAAGGAGAGAAUGGAAUGCAGAAAAGUUGGGGUUUGUUUUGUGAUCAAAAAAAUCCUCAGCUACACUAGAACUCACUAUAUUUAUUGAUUGAUAGUAUUUGUGCCCUGAAGUUCAGCCAAAAGAGCUCCCAAAGUAGCCUACAUACAAUCAUUUAAAGUGUGAGAGUGCCUGCACGCAGGGUUACAGUCUGAAGAGAAUUAUGGCAUACAAGGGAGAAGGGAUAGGGAGGGAAGAGGGAAAAAGCAAACUCAGGUACCAAUUCUUAUAUAGUACGACUUGUGAUGUUUGUCAAGAACAGCUAACUGGUCAAGGCCACCAGAGAGGAUUCUGGGAGCCCAUUAUUACCUAGGACUCCCUACCGGGGGAGAUCGAAGCUCAGUGUCAGACAGGCAAUUUGCAACCUGGGCAGGGGGAUGUAACUGAUCCCUAGCUGUUAUCCCUUAUCAGCUUCCUGGGAUUAGAAGUCAGGAAGGUGUGUGUGGAUCAGAACCCCUGGGGGAGGCUGACUAGCUCCCUUAUCUUCAAAGGCUUCAAAGGAGUAGACCCCUGCAGGGGCGGGAUAUGACUGUUUGCUUUCCCCCCUCCUUGUUGACCAUUAAACCCCAUAAAAAAGGAAGGAUAAACUUCCAGUUCCCAUUUUUUUCCAUCUAUUCGACUUGCCGGAGAUAUGACAGAGAAAGCCAGGCUGAUCUAUGUAAGUAUAGGACCUAGCUAGUAAGUUCUUCAUUUUACCUCUUUGUCUGUAUUGAACCUCUCCCCUUUUGUCAUGCCAAUGUACCUGUGUAACCCAUCUGGGAGUGAUAGCUUUAAGGAAUCAAAUCAUUGUUCUCUUUGUACAUACUAUGCUGUUUACCUUUAAAUAUACUAUCAUUUCAUGAACGGUGUGUGUUGGAUUGGAACUAAGGAUUCUAAAUUAUACAGCCAUGAGAGUGGCUGUAUACUAUAGCCAGCAGGGAUUUUUCACAUUCCACAAUGUUAAAUUGAAAAUCCCUCCUCAUGCCAUUCUGAUGCUUCCCAUAAGCUCAUUUCAAAACAAAACCUUACAUAACUUAUAGUCCUGAACUCAGAAACGCUUGCUUAACAACCCUGUCAAUUUUCAUGGCGAUACACAAAACAGUCAGAGAGAAUCAAGAGUUCAAAAUCUAAAAAGAGAGAAAAAAAAACUCAGAGCCCUUUUGUACUUUUUUCUGCGAGUUCUCAUAAUCUGUUGAAAUUCAUUAAAAAUCACCCAUGUUCACAGAGUACCUGUAAUCCUAAUACUGACGUUGCCCCAUACUCUGACCUUCAUCUGCUGCAGUUUAAAAGUUUUAAAAAUGCCUGGCUGAUUUUUAAUUAAUUAAAUAAAUUUUGGCUGGGAUCCAAUGAUAGCGCGGAGCAUGGUCAGUAAGAAGCAACUGUCAGUUCUAAAAGCCUCACAGCUGCUGGGCUUGCCUAAACAGAGGGCCGCACCCACACCAGACUUUGAUUUCAUGUGAGACAGUCAUGGCUUACCUCAAAGAAUCCUGGGAAGUGUAGUUUGUGAAGGGUGCUAAGAGACUCCUAUUCCCCUGAGAGAAUGGUUUAACAUUCAGCCACUCCGAUUGAAGGUCUGUGAGGGGAACAGGGCGUCUCCUAAGCAACUCUCAGCACCCUUCACUAACUACACUUCCCAGGAUUCUUUGAGAGAAGCCAUGACUGUCCAAAGUGAAAUAAAGGCCUGGUGUGGAUGUGGCCAGGGAAAGCUUUGGUUUAAAUUUGGGUGGGAGGCUACAUGUGUCUGCUGUAGAAUAAAAAGGUGGGGGAAAGCCUGAAAAAGAGUGAUUCUGUUUACAAUGUUUUCCUUUUGGAAAGGAAAGGGGCUUCCCUUCUGCCCAGUGCCCACCCACCCAAUCUCCUCCCCUCCCACUCCCUGCCCCUUCCCUGGGUCAGUGUUGGACUACGACCUGGGAGACCAGGGUUUGAAUCCCCACACAGCCAUGAAGCUCACUGGGUGACCUUGGGCCAGUCACUGCCUCUCAGCCUCAGACAAUGAUGAAAUCACCUCUGAAUACCGUUUACCAUGAAAACCCUACUCAAAGGGUCACAAUAGGUGGGGAUUGACUUGAAGGCAGUCCAUUUUCAUUUUCAAACAUGAUUGCAUAGAAAUAAAUCCCACUGAACUCAAAAAAUAUGCAAAUGAUCAAACCCACCCUCCCUUCUCUUUCCUCCUAUCCCCUCCUCUUGCCCCUUCCCUCCCCCUUCCUUUGCCCCUCACUCCCCAUCCUCUUCCAAUCCCCUCUUUCCCCUUCCCCCUCCUCCCCUUCCUCCUCCCCAUGGUCAGUUUUACCUAUCUUAAACAUGAUUGCAUGGAAGUAAAUACCAUUGAACUCUAUAAGCAUGCAAAUGAUCAAACCUGCUCUCCCCUCCAUCUUCCUUUGCCCCCCUCCAAUACGCUCCUUCCCACUCCCACUCCUCCUCCCCCAUGGUCAGUGUUUUCUAUCCUAACCAAGAUUGCAUAGGAGUAAAUCCCAUUGAAAAUAAGCAUGCAAAUGAUUAGACCUGCUUUUCCCCUCUCCUCUCCCUUCCUCCUCCCCUGCCCACUCCAGCCCUCCCUCCCUCCCUCCCCCGGUCAGUUUUACCUAUCCUAAGCAUGAUUGCACGGGAGUAAAUCGCACUGAAUUUAAUAAACAUGCAAAUGAUCAAACCUGUCCUUCUCCUCCCCUCUCCAUCCUACCUCCUCCUCUCCCAGUCCUCCCCUCUGCAUUUCCUCCCCUCCCUCCUCGUCCCCUCCCUAUCCUCUGUGGUCAGUUUCACCUAUCCUAAGCAUGAUUGCAGGGGAGUAAAUCCCAUUGAACUCAAUAAGCAUGCAAAUGAUCCAUCCAUUCUCAGCAAACUUGGACAGGAUCCCAUUUCUUACCUCCCGGAUUAAAAAGCAGGGAAAUUCACUAUUAGGCAAAAAACCUUGCGGUUUAAGAACAUACCUAUAGCCCACAGCUAUUCUAUCAAACUUUAAAAAGCAGGGAAAUUGGGCAGCUAUAGUGAAUGCACCAGGGGAGCAGGAGACCUGAUAUCCUCUCUGACAUAUUGUACUGCUCUACAAAUUGGUCAAAAUGCAAACACCAUUUGGGUUGGUCUUUCACAGUCCAAUCCACUUCCUGUGUAGCUUGGAAGAAUUUGGUGUUCUUAUGGUGAGUGGUGGCAACACUUACAAUCUCCAAAGACAGAGAAUUAUAUUUUUGUAUGUUUGCUGGGGUUCUUCUUACUUUGCUUCUUUCCUGUGUUAUUAACGUUUCUACAGAGAAUCUACACUAGAAAAUUUUAUUUCCCUCAUUAUUCAUCCCAGAAAUCGGUGUCAAAUUUAUCUUUAUUAAUUUCAAAGCCUUUUUAUUGGUCAGUGUCAUAUGAUGGUGAAGACACCCUUUUGUGUUUCAAAUUGGAGGUUAUGUUCUAUUUCUAUUUUGGGUGCAUUAACAGUGGAAUUUGGACCUGCAGUUUGAUGAAAAAUCAGACUGAUUCCAAUGUGUUGCUACUUCAGCAAUGACUCUAGCUGUUGGAAGAAAUGUCUUCUUGACUGCUGAAUGCUACUGUUACUGUUAGUUAAUGAGGGUUAAUCCCUUGGAAUUCACAUUGGACUCUGAGGUCCCUUCCCUCAGAGAAAGGAACCGGGAUGAAGGGUGGUGGCAAUUACUACGGAAGUAAUUACUCCUGAAAGAGGGAGAGUUUGCCUGGGAAGCAGCGGCCCAGAGGGGUGGGACUGUUCUCAGAAGCAAAGACACCUCCCUUGGACAACUAAGGACAAGGGACCCCUGGAGGACAAGUCUUUGACAAUGUUCUCCCUACUUUCUGAUGAAAAGGUUCUUAACUACUCUUUUCUUUAAUUUUAUUUUUGCUUGACUCCUGGUUUUUCUGCUAGAUUUUUGCUUGUUCAGGGCCUUUGUAACCCAUCUUGGCUUUUUCCUUCUCUUUCAGAAGAGAGGGGAUUUCUUGCAUUGAACAGGACUGUUCCACAGUUUUGAGGGUGUUUGUGGCCGGUCUGGGGCCUUUGCGGCCUAGUUUGCUUUUUUACCUUCUCUUUCAGAGCAGAGAGGAUUUCUUGCUUUGAACCCAUCCCUUUAGUUUUGUGGGUGUUUGUAGCCAUUCUCCUCUAAUUCAGUCCUUUGGGGCUGGAGGUUUGGCUCAUAAACAGCUCAACCGAUCUUGCUUUUCUGGUGUUUAUAUAUAUCAGUUUCCUGUUGUAUUAUUUUUGCUUAUUCCAAGGUGAGGUUUUGAUUUAACAAUUUUCCUUUCCCAACCUUUUCUGUUCAUCCCUGUUCUUCUGAAUCCUAUCCGUAGGACCCUACGUUCAUUUGGUUCCUUAGAAUCCCUGUUUGAGUAGGUAGCUAUCAUAUUCUUUCUUUUGUCUUAAUAUUUAGGAUAAAUGUCUAUAUAGUUGUAACAUAGCAAAGCUUUAACUCUUUUGGACUAGUGGAAGGGGGUAAAGGAAUGUAGAGUUGCAUAAUAGUUAAAAUUAUUGCUAGCUUUGCAUGCCAUUAUUAUUUUUGUAAUAAUUACACUGCACAAUGUUCUUAGUACAGUUUACUUAGCCAUAUUCUAUCUUUGGUUGUCCAUUAAUAGUUAUUUGCAUCUAGUGAUCCUUAUUUCUCCCUUCUCCAGGAUUCAGUAAUGUGCAGUGGCUUUUCUUUGAUAUUACCAUGCUCCUCUCUUUCAAAGACUGAAAUGCAUUUGUUGGGAUUCUGCUGAUGUAUUUAAAGUAAAUCUUUCAAAACAAAGGGAGUGUAGCCUUUCAGAUCGCCCCUCUGCACUGAUGAAAAGACUCCCAGAGGAAGGAGCUGUUGGGAUAGCCUGUCUCCAGACAAAAUCACGGCAUGUGAUCCUGCUGCUGCCAGAGCGGAGAAGAUAGGAGCAGGGCCUAGUCGGUGUCAGUGCCACAGCUUUAAGACUUUCUUCCCCAUCUCAGUUUGGAACUUGUGUCCCUUCAGAUGUUGUUGGUCUCUCCACUCCCAUCAGCCCCGUCUGCAUGGCCAGUCAUCAGGGAUUAUGGCAGGGAUAUUCCUGCAACAUCUGGAGGGCCAGAGGAUCCCAAUCCCUGUUAGAAUUGAUGGAUAUGUACAUGCUUAAUUAACACGUGGAAACAUUUUUGGUUUCCAACAUGUAAAGAAAGUAUUCUGGAUAUUUCAUUGCUCUUUUAAUGUUUUGGGAAAGGAAACAUCUUGGUAUUUGUUUCUGUUUGUCAUCGAGUCUGGGCUGAUUAUGUUUUAACUGCUUUCUGCUUUUUUUGCUGUUUAAAAACAUACAUAAUAAACCUGAGAA